AUGGUACUCUUUGGCUUGAAGGCAGAUGAUUAUAACAGAUUAUCACUUUUUGAUAGAGGUUUCAAAGAUACUCCGGAAGAGAUCCGAAAUAUGGUUGUAGAUGUAUUAUUGAGAUUACAUCCCAACACAUCACUAGAGCAAAUGAAUCCACACGUUGCGAAAGCCAUGGCAAAGGAUCAGUUGAAUGUAAAACGCAAUCCUAAAAAGCAUAGCUACGACACAGCAGGUUUACAUGAAGAUGGAAUUGUAUCAACUGCUGUAGAUUGGGUCAUGAUCAAACUAAUUUCAUCUAGCUCUGAGAAUAAUAGUGAAGGGAAGGUAGAAGUGUUGCUAAGUUCUUUGGUCGCCCUCACCACUACUAAUUAA
Molecule: messenger RNA, 366 nt
Organism: Funneliformis geosporum
Lineage: Eukaryota; Fungi; Glomeromycota; Glomeromycetes; Glomerales; Glomeraceae
Source: the annotation of a GenBank genome assembly